Dipodomys spectabilis (banner-tailed kangaroo rat) is the source of this 2230-nucleotide messenger RNA. RefSeq names its product cytochrome P450 2C21-like. Gene Ontology annotation, molecular function: oxidoreductase activity, acting on paired donors, with incorporation or reduction of molecular oxygen, reduced flavin or flavoprotein as one donor, and incorporation of one atom of oxygen; heme binding; iron ion binding. Gene Ontology annotation, cellular component: cytoplasm; intracellular membrane-bounded organelle. Gene Ontology annotation, biological process: xenobiotic metabolic process. NCBI's taxonomy places the organism in Eukaryota, Metazoa, Chordata, Mammalia, Rodentia, Heteromyidae. The record is from RefSeq and is a predicted model, not a curated record.
UUUCUUUCUUCUCUAGGCUGCCUCUCUGUUUCCCUGUACUGUCUAGAAUCCCUGUGCAUUCUACUCUCCUCAAAACAGUUUUUCCUUUAAUGCGCUGACUCUUCUCUGUGCCAGAGUUGCCCGAAGAGCAUAGAGUAACUGCUCAGCCAUCUUGGGUCUCGCCUUGUCUUUUGAGUCUUGAAGUUUUUUUUCCCAUUGGCCUCUACACACCUUCAAACAUUUGUAACGCCCUUGCUGGAGGACGUUUCUGCCCCAUGGCAGAGCAGUGAACGCCGGCUGGGACUACAGGACCCCCCUUGCCAAAGUGUACUGAAGAUAAGCAGAGUUUACCCAAAGUUUGAAGGCUUUGUACUUCGGUGAACCAUGUGUGCAUUAUUCAUAGAAGCCUUGGGAUCUAAACUUUCAGUUGCCCUUACACAAAGUUUGUCAACUGAACUCCUUAUCCUCUUGGGGCUUGGUCUUUCCGGUUUGGUUCUUCUUUCUCUAUGGAAUGGAAACAGUGUCAAAGGGAAGCUCCCACCCGGCCCCACCCCGCUCCCAAUUAUUGGAAAUAUUCUACAGUUAAAUCCUAAGAAUAUUGUCAAGUCCUUAAGCAUCCUAGCGAAAAAUUAUGGCCCUGUGUUCACUGUAUAUUUGGGCAUGAGGCCCACUGUGGUGUUGUAUGGAUACAAAGCAGUGAAGGAAGCUCUGAUUGAUCCAGAAGAGUUUGGUGGUAGAGGGAGUUUCCCAGUGAUGGAUAAAGCCAUCCAAGGAUUGGGAAUUGUUUUCAGCAAUGGGGAAAGAUGGAAGCAAACCCGACGUUUCUCCCUCAUAGUUUUGAGGAAUAUGGGGAAGAAAACUAUUGAAGACAAAAUUCAAGAGGAAGCUUUGUGUCUGGUGGAAGCAUUAAAAAAAACAAAUGGUACUCCUUGUCAACAGUCAUUUGUGAUCUCUUCCAUCAUUUUUCAGAACCAUUUUGACUACAGUGAUCAGAAAUUUCAUGCAUUGAUUGAAAGUUUUCAUGAUAACCUCAGAAUUUUAAGUACUUCCUGGAUACAACUCUGCAAUGCUUUCCCUGCUUUACUUUAUCUCCCAGGAAGUCAUAACAAGCUCUUUAAAAAUAUUGCUCACCAAAAAAAUAUUAUUUUGGAGAAAGUAAAAGAACAUAAAGAAGCUCUGGACCCCAGUAAUCCUCAGGACUUUAUUGACUAUUUUCUGAUUCAAAUGGAAAAGGAAAAACACAACAAACAGUCUGAAUUUACCAUGGACAACCUGAUCACCACUUGUUGGGAUGUGUUUAGUGCAGGAACAGAGACAACGAGUACCACGAUGACAUAUGGACUUUUGCUCUUGUUGAAGCAUCCUGAGAUCUCAGUUACAAUCCAUGAAGAGAUCCAACGUGUGAUUGGCAGGCACCGAAGCCCCUCCAUGCAGGAGAGGAGCAGAAUGCCCUACACGGAUGCUGUGGUACAUGAGAUCCAGAGAUAUAUUGACAUCCUCCCCAUCAACAUGCCCCAUGUGGUGACUAAGGACAUUCAGUUUAGAGACUACUUUAUCCCAAAGGGCACAAAAAUCUUAACAUCUCUGAAUUCUGUCCUGCAUGAUGAGAAAGCAUUUCCCAAUCCAGAGCAGUUUGACCCCAGCCACUUUCUGGAUGCAAGUGGUAACUUUAAGAAGAGUGACCACUUCAUGGCAUUUUCAGCAGGGAAACGAGUUUGUCUUGGAGAGAGCCUGGCCCGUAUGGAGCUGUUUUUAGUCCUGACACACAUUCUACAGAAUUUUACCUUGAAAACUCUGGUUGACCCACAGGACAUUGACACCUCACCAGCUGCAAUUGGGAUUGGCUCUGUACCCCCACACUAUGAGCUUUGUUUCAUUCCGGUUUGAAGAAAGGGCAGGCAGCCAGACAGCUGAGUGGGAGUCUUAGCUGUCUCCCAAUGGGCAAGUGUCUCCUUCCCUGUGUUCCAUCCAUCCUGCACCCUUGUCUAAGCAGAAAUGCCACCCCUGAACCCUGCUUCUUCUAAUUGCCCUAUCCUUUAUGAUCUAGUUCAAAUUUUCCUUUGUUAAAAAUAAAUCUCACUGCUUUAUCUCCAAUAAAAUCAUUAAGCAACAGGAUACUUAGGCCACAGACUAUAGCACACUUGUAAUAUAUACUAAAUGGAAAGCAUGUGAUAUGUAAUGCUUUAUUUUAGUAGAAGUUGUUCCUACUUAAACAAAUGUUCAGAAUAAAAUGUGAACAUGGCUCAUUUUA